UACUGCACCAGAAGCAAAGCUUAUGAAUAGGGAUUCUGAAUGUUACGGUCUUGUAUUUUUGGCUUUGCUGCAUAAACAGUACUGGAUUGGUGCCCAACAGCUUGUAGACUUGGAAUAUAUUGGGAAUCAUCAUCUUCUUGUUGGGUGUGCUAUAUUAGAAGAUGAAAUCAGAAAUUGGAAAACAGCGACACACUUGAAGGAAAACCUACAACGUUUAAAAAAUGCCUUCACUGAAAGAGUUAUCUGCAUAAUUCGGCAUAUCUAUGAUGCUGAUGUUACAAAGGAACGAAAGAAACAAAUGACAAUAAAAGAGAACAAAACAGAGGAAAGAGAGCUGGGUGAUGCCAUCAAUCAUGCAGGAAGGCUUUUGUUGAAUCAUGGAUAUCUAAUGGAUGCUAUCAGCAGUAAAAACCAAAAUUUCGUUGAAAACGACACAGUAAAGAAAAUCUUAAAAAAGAUGUGGUAUGGUACAGAGAAUAUAGAUGGUCAGACGACUUUUUGGUAUAUUGUUCUGUUCUCAGUCCAUCUAUUUGUGAUGCCUUUAUUAAUGAUUAACAUGGAGAUGGAUAAUCGUCUAUUACUUUGGUUUUACAAAAAGUACAAGCUGCCAUUCAUGAAAAUAUUUAUACAUUCGCUGGAAUUCACUUUUCUCCUUCUUGCAUAUGCAUACAUGUUGCUGUUUGACUACAGAGAAGAUGGAAUCACCUAUAUUGACUUUAUUAUAAUAGCGUGGAUGGCUAGUUUCUUUGUAAAUGAAACAAAACAGGUUAUUGUUGCUUUAGUAAGAAAAAGAAUCAAACCAUAUUUUCGUGAUUGGUGGAACAUAGCAGAUUGCAUUUUGAUUAUAGGAUAUACGUCUGGAAUGCUACUGAGAGCUGUUGAAGGAUCUUUUUUCCGAACUACGUCAAAAUGUUUAUUAGUUGCAAUAUUUAUGCUUAUUUGCAUAAGAUUACUCAGUUUGUACUACAUAAAUGAGUUUCUCGGACCAAAGUUAAUCAUAAUUCGAAUGAUGAUUAACCAUACUAUUGCAUUCAUGACAAUUAUGUUUGUCAUAAUGUUUUGGUACAGCGUGUCUUUUUAUGCGCUUCUAUAUCCGAAUUCUGAGGCUAGCUGGACAGAGAUCGAAAAAAUUUUAUCGAAUGGAUAUUGGAUAUUAUUUGGAGAAGUGAACUUAGAAGCUGAUACAUUGACUGAACCGAACUGCACCUUCAACAAGACAAUAUAUGAAAGUGAUGUGAGUGGAGUUUUACCGCGAUGUCCAACGAAACUUGGUUUAUACAUUACACCUUACUUAAAAGCCCUUUACGCAUUGAUAGCAGUGGUCAUAAUGCUGAAUCUUUUGAUAGCUAUGUACAGUAACAUUUUUGAGGACGUCCAUACAAAAUCGAUGAUUUAUUGGUCGGAGCUACAGACAUCUUUUCUUGAGGAAUAUAGUAUUCAAACAAUAUUUCCAAUACUCCUCCAGUUACUUACCUUACCGGGAACCGUAGUUGCAAUUGUGUGGCUUCUCUGCGCAAAUCUACGACAACAGAAUUCUGACGAAACUGAUCGUACUAAAGAGCUUAAUCAUCACCCACCAUUUGUCAGAGUUUUUCUCUUUGAUUCUAAUUAUGAUUUGAAACUUAAAUCGACAGAAGCAGAGGAGACAAAGGCUCAAAGAGACCAAGGGAAAAUAGAUGUUAACACAGUUACGAGAGAACCUGACUCUAAUAGCACAAAGCAAGAAAUACAAAAGGAGAGUAAUAACAGGAUAACUCAAGAGAUAAUCAACAGACUUAAAAAUCUUGAAGGUAGCUUAACAGAAUUAAAGGAUACAAAGAAAAUGAUGAUGGACAAAUUGCAAAGUAUGGAAGAAAGUUUAAAACACGAUUCUAGAAAUGAUAUGAAUGGAUCUUAGUCUAAUGUCUUCUGUAGUCGAUCUGAAUGAUAUAAUCGUAGUAACAAUACAUCCUGAGUACAAUAUAGGGAUUUGUAAUGAGAGAGAAUUGUGCUUUUUUUCUAGAAUUUUAAAUAACCCAAUUUGAAACAUGAAUAUGUUGAUAGAGAAUUGUUUUUCUUUAAUCAAAAUAGCAUGUUAAGUAAAUGAUUUUAAUGUUCAGAAA
Mytilus californianus (California mussel) is the source of this 2102-nucleotide messenger RNA. RefSeq names its product transient receptor potential cation channel subfamily M member 3-like. Gene Ontology annotation, molecular function: ligand-gated calcium channel activity. The coding region runs from base 23 to 1897 and encodes 624 amino acids. Gene Ontology annotation, biological process: calcium ion transmembrane transport. Gene Ontology annotation, cellular component: membrane. The record is from RefSeq and is a predicted model, not a curated record. The transcript has 15 exons. NCBI's taxonomy places the organism in Eukaryota, Metazoa, Mollusca, Bivalvia, Mytilida, Mytilidae.